Molecule: messenger RNA, 2133 nt
Organism: Besnoitia besnoiti
Lineage: Eukaryota; Apicomplexa; Conoidasida; Eucoccidiorida; Sarcocystidae
Product: calcium-dependent protein kinase CDPK2
Exons: 5
Coding region: 1-2133 (710 amino acids)
Biological process (GO): peptidyl-serine phosphorylation; protein autophosphorylation; intracellular signal transduction
Cellular component (GO): cytoplasm; nucleus
Molecular function (GO): ATP binding; starch binding; calcium ion binding
Source: RefSeq, a predicted model, not a curated record
AUGCCGCUCAAAACUUCGUGGCAGUGUUCCUGCAGCGCCACCUUCCCAGGUGACCUGUUGAUGCUGGUGGGUAACCACGAGCGAGUGGGCAACUGGAACCCGCAGAAGGCAGUGAUUCUGUCGACGGACGCAUCCUCCUUUCCGACCUGGCGCUCGAACGAGGUCUUCUUCGAGGAGCAGCAGCCUCUCCGCCUGGAGUACAAGCUGAUUAUUCGCCGGUCCUCUGGGGAGAUCUACUGGGAACCCAUCGCUACCAACCGCGUGGUGAACUUGACGGCCAACACCUCCUCAGUGACCGAGAACGUUUGGGGAUCCCUCGCGACGUGCUCGAUAACUUUCUUCCCGCUGCAACCGCUCCCCUCUCCCUCGUUUUACAAACAUGUCUCAGCCGCGGCCUCGCAGAAGGACGGGGUCUCGCCGCGAGUCCGCUCCUGCGCCUCCAUCUCAGGCGGCUCCACGUCAGACGACUGCCAAAACGCGCAGAGCCCAGGGGCCUCGCAGGGCGCCGGCGGGCUCGCGGCGACCGCAGGGAAGCCGGCGGCAGGCUCAGCGGGCCGGGGGACCAAGGGGUACAUGGCGCAUCGCCAGUGCAGCGGCGCCCAGGGGCGCACCUCCAGCAGCACGCAAGCUGCGGACGAAGCAGCCGGCGGAGGAAACCGUGUCUCGUUCAAACGCUCGGCUUUCAUUCUCGCCAACACACGCCCCAUUACUGCCUACUACACCAUUUCCAAGACGAUCGGUCGCGGCACGUGGGGAGAAGUCAAGCUGGUGAUUGACAAUGAGACAGGCGCUCGCCGAGCCGCGAAGAAAAUUCCAAAGUGCUACGUUGAAGACGCCGAUCGUUUUAGGCAAGAAAUCGAGAUUAUGAAGAGUCUAGACCACCCGAACAUCGUGCGUCUGUACGAAACUUUCGAAGAUGUGACUGACUUUUAUUUAGUGAUGGAGUACUGCACGGGUGGCGAACUCUUCGAUCGGCUGGUGCACCAAGGUGUCUUCACAGAGGCCCUCGCGUGCCGCAUCAUGCGCCAGAUUUUGGCGGCAGUCGCGUACUGCCACGCCCACCGAGUCGCGCACAGAGACUUGAAGCCAGAGAAUUUCCUAUUUUUGCACGACAACCCGGAGUCGCCGAUCAAGCUCAUCGACUUUGGCCUCGCCGCGCGUUUCCGGCCUGGUCAGCCGAUGCGAACGAGAGCGGGGACGCCCUACUACGUCUCGCCCCAGGUGCUCGAAGGACGCUACGGCCCAGAGUGCGAUGUAUGGUCUGCCGGCGUGAUGAUGUACAUUCUGCUGUGCGGCUACCCUCCGUUCAAUGCGCCUUCGGACCGGGGAAUCAUGAACAAAGUGCGCGCGGGGCACUACACGUUCCCAGACAGCGAGUGGAAUCGCGUCUCGCUGCAGGCCAAGGACCUCAUUUCGCGUCUGCUCGACCGCCAUCCGCGCACACGCAUCAGCGCCGACCAGGCGCUGCGGCACCCCUGGUUUGUAAUGCACGCCCCGGGUGACCACUUCGAGCCGCUCGGCCUGGACAUCUUGAGCAAGUUCCGUCGGUUCCAGGGACUGAGCCGUCUGAAGAAACUGGCUCUGACAGUCAUCGCGCAGCACCUGGAGGACUCGGAAAUUGAAGGGCUGAAGAAUGUGUUCACGCAGCUCGACACUGAGGGCGACGGUGUACUGACAGUGGAGGAGAUUCGCAAGGGAAUCGAGCGCAGCGGCGUCCACUUGCCACCCGACAUGGUUUUGGAAGACGUGCUAAGAGAGGUCGACACUGCCGGCACGGGCAGCAUCGACUACACGGAAUUCAUUGCGGCGUGUCUUCACCAGUCGCACUAUAUCCGCGAGGAAGCAUGUCGGGCUGCUUUCCGUGUCCUGGAUAUCAACGGAGACGGCCACGUCAGCGCUCAAGAACUGCGUCAGGUGUUCCACAUGGCGGGCGACCUCGAGACCGACGCGACUGCGGAGUUGUUGGAGGCCGACGCGGACGGCGACGGCCGCAUCACUUUCGAAGAAUUCUGCGGCCUGAUGCGCAAGGUUCCCUCGCUGGCUCUGGUGACAGAGCACACAGUUUCGAUGAUGCGUCGCACCUGCUCGCGGACCAAUAUGAGCGCGUCCAAUCUGUCUACUCCGUCGGGUUGA